Triticum turgidum subsp. durum (durum wheat) is the source of this 927-nucleotide messenger RNA. The record is from the annotation of a GenBank genome assembly. Lineage: Eukaryota; Viridiplantae; Streptophyta; Magnoliopsida; Poales; Poaceae.
AUGUUCCGAUUAAUGCGCGUCCUUUUCAGCACGGCGAAGAGCGGAGCGGCCGGAAGGGCAGGAAGCCCGUCACGCCCCCUCUCCGCUUCCUCUGACUCACGGAGGUUGGCCGGGAAGGUGGCCGUGAUCACCGGCGCGGCGAGCGGCAUCGGGAAGGUGACCGCCGCCGAGUUCGUACGGAACGGCGCCAAGGUCGUGCUCGCCGACGUCCAGGACAGCCUGGGCCGCGCCGUGGCCGCCGAGCUCGGCGACCCGGACACGGCCUGUUACACCCGCUGCGACGUCACGGACGAGGGGCAGGUGGCGGCCGCCGUGGACCUCGCCGUGGCGCGGCACGGCCGGCUCGACGUCAUGUUCAACAACGCCGGGAUCACGGGCGGCAACUACGCGGGCUCCCCCAUCGAGUCCCUGGACAUGGCCGACUUCGACCGCGUCAUGGCCGUCAACCUCCGCGGCGUGGCCGCCGGCAUCAAGCACGCGGCGCGCGUCAUGGUCCCGCGCGGCGCGGGGUGCAUCCUCUGCACGUCCAGCACGACGGGCGCGCUGGGCGGGUCGGGCCCCCACGCGUACAGCGUCUCCAAGAUGGCCGUCGUCGGCAUGGUGCGGUCCGCGGCGGCGGAGCUGGCGGCGCGCGGCGUGAGGGUGAACGCCAUCUCGCCGUACGCCAUCGCGACGCCCAUGGGGGCGCGCUCCGCGAGGGAGAUGCUAGGCCUCCCGCCGGGGGGCGCCGGCGACGAGGAGUUGAUCAGGCGGCUGUUCGACGAGGACAUCAACGAGAUGGGCGGCGGCGUGGUGCUGCGCGCGGAGGACGUUGCGAGGGCGGCGGUGUUCCUGACGUCCGAGGAUGCCAGGUACAUCACCGGGCAUAAUCUCAUGGUCGACGGCGGGUUCUCCGUCGUGAAGCCGCUCAACGUCCCGGCCUGUUGA